Anopheles moucheti is the source of this 1235-nucleotide messenger RNA. RefSeq names its product troponin C. The coding region runs from base 137 to 589 and encodes 150 amino acids. The transcript has 5 exons. Lineage: Eukaryota; Metazoa; Arthropoda; Insecta; Diptera; Culicidae. Gene Ontology annotation, molecular function: enzyme regulator activity; calcium ion binding. The record is from RefSeq and is a predicted model, not a curated record.
CGAUCGUGUCGGAAGCAACUCGUCCCCCACCAAGUGCAAGUGCAGUGAGAGAAUUCGUUCGACCCAACGUUUUCGGCUCGACGGUUGAUAACUUGCUUUCAGUGAUCUUUAACCCGCAAAAGCAAGCACACUAGUCAUGGAUGAUCUCACCCCAGAGCAGAUUGCGAUCCUGAAGAAGGCAUUCAACAGCUUCGAUCGCGAGAAGACAGGCAGUAUCUCAUCCGACAUGGUGGCGGAAAUCCUGCGACUGAUGGGUCAACCCUUUAACAGCAAGAUCCUCGAGGAGAUGAUCGAGGAGGUUGACGAGGACAAGUCUGGACAGAUUGAGUUCGCCGAGUUCGUGACCCUUGCCGCCAAGUUCAUCGUUGAGGAGGACGAGGAAGCGCUGCAGAAGGAGCUGCGCGAAGCGUUCCGCCUGUACGAUAAGGAGGGCAAUGGGUUCAUUCCGACCACCUGUCUGCGGGAGAUCUUGCGCGAGCUGGACGAUCAGCUUACGGACGAGGAUCUGGACAUGAUGAUCGAGGAGAUCGAUUCGGACGGUUCCGGUACGGUUGACUUUGAUGAGUUUAUGGAGAUGAUGACCGGCUAAGGUGAUCUUGAGUGCCGGCAAGCAGCGCACAGCCGCCACGCUGUGUGUUUCACUAUUUAUUGCAUCUUCCUAUCUCAUCCGACCUACCCUACCACUCGCCCUACGAUCGAUCCCGCUUCCCAAGCUCCGGAGCAAAUAUCUUCACCACAAAUACUUCAUUAUUACACCCGUAUCUCAUGCAGUUUGUUUCAUUGUUCAUAACAUUAACUGUACUUAGUUUCGAUAUACUAUGAGCACCCCUGCCUAUGGCUUGGUACGGUGAUGCAUAGCAAAUUCUUAAAUUAAGAAUGAGAACUUGGUCUGUACUGGUAUCCACACACCACUUGUACUGAACUUUGCUACCGUGGCACUGUCUUCUCGUCCUUGCGACUCUAGAGCACAUUUGUGAAAAGUAUUUUGAACGUUGCGUUUUGUUUCGAAUUCUUCCAAAAAACACACAGUAGCUCCGUAACGAAUCUUUACAAAGCCAAAUUCAGGACUUACAGAUAGGCAGUGGUUCAACACGCAUUACAUAAGCUCAGCAGUAGCCACCAGACUGUUUCAUUCUUUUUACUACACACGGAGUUCGUCGAACGCUGGUUCUGAUUUGAUACUGUUUUUCUUUCUGUACUGUAUUAUUAAUAUUUAAUAAAGCUACAAGUUUAAU